AAAAAAGGACCGGACUACCUGAUUCAGAGGUUGGUGGAUGGAGAAAAAAACCCACAAGCAAGUGAAGCGUUGUGGGAGGGCGGGCCACCUGUGACGGCAAAUGAGUGGAGAGAGAAGCCUCGAGUCCGUCCCAGCGUUAGUGCUGUGUGUUAUUCAGUGGGUGUUUGUGUGUUUGACUGUGAGUAUAGGCGUUUAAAGUCCAGCUGGAUUAUAUUGAGCUCACGGAAACACAUAUCCUGCUCUUCGAGGAAUGUGUACGUGAUUCAGCACGGUGAAAGAGGCUACCUGCCUGCCUGCCUGCCAGUGUUUGUGUGAGUGCGUGGGUGUGUGUGUGUGCAGGGGUUUAUGUUAGUGGUAGGGUGAAUAUGUUUGUGGGAGCGCAUGUGUAUAUAUCCUGGUCGGAGAGUGUGUGCCCCACGAGACGCUCGGUGGAGAUGCAGGGAGCUCGAUCCUCUGUGGCGCGGCUCCUGGUGCUGAGCUGCUGUGUGUGUGCGGUGGCCGCCUACCCGUUCAGGACGCCCCUGGACCUGGAUGUGACUCCACGCAUCACCGUGUUGAGGAGCGGUCUCCAGGGCUGCAGACGUUUCCAGUCCUCUGCAGUCAACUACAGCACCAUGUUGCUGGAGGCUGACAGUCAGCGUCUCUAUGUCGGGGCCCGGGGGGCUGUAUUCGCUCUCAAUGCCUCUGACAUCUCAGCCAGCCCUGCUCUCACUAUUGAGUGGGAGGCCUCCCACGAGCAAAAACUUCAAUGUCGGCUCAAGGGAAAAGACAAUAAGACGGAGUGUUUUAAUCAUAUCCGCUUCCUCCAGAGGUUCAACUCGACUCAUCUCUACAUGUGUGGGACUCAUGCCUUCAGUCCGCUCUGUGCAUACAUAGAUGAGGAAAGGUUUGUGAUGUCUUCUCAGCCUGAAGAGGGCAGAGACAAAUGUCCCUAUGGCCCAACAACAGGCUACACUGCCCUCCUCAUCGACCAGCAGAUGUAUACAGCUUCCCAGUAUGAGUUUAGGAGCUUUCCAGAUAUCCGCCGCAACUCUCCGUCUCCCACACUGAAGACAGAAGAUGCCCCAACACGCUGGCUGAAUGAGGCAGACUUUGUGGGCUCGGCCUUGGUGAGGGAGAGUUUGGGCAGCAGCACCGGUGAUGAUGAUAAGAUCUACUUCUUCUUCAACGAGAGGAGCCAGGAGCAGACGACAACCUACAGCCACAGCAGGGUGGCACGAGUGGCUCGGGUUUGUAAAGGGGACAGAGGAGGCCGUUUAACUCUUCAGAAACGGUGGACGUCCUUCCUCAAGGCCAGAGUGACAUGUACUCUGCCUGAGUACGACUUCCACUUCAACGUGCUGCGCAGUGUGUUCAUCGUACCCGGUCACAAGCCACAGGACACGCUCUUCUACGGCAUCUUCGGCCUGGAGUGGAAAAAUGUGAAGGCGUCUGCGGUGUGUCGGUUUUCUCUCUCUGAGGUCCAAGAGGCCUUUCAAGGACCCUACAUGGAGAACCAGGACUCUGACUCUAAGUGGAAGGAAUACACUGGAAAGAUCCCUGACCCACGACCUGGAACGUGUAUAACUGACGCUCUGAGGGCCAGGGACAUAAACGUCUCCACCUCCCUGCCUGAUGAUGUACUGAACUUUGUCAGGAGGCAUCCUCUGAUGUCCCAGCAGGUCCGACCUUCAGAUGGACGCCCACUUUUGUUCAGGAGGACCACAGACUACACACACAUGGCUGUACACAUGAUCCAAGGCUUAGAUGGACAAACAUACCAUGUAUUAUACAUGGGCACAGACGAAGGCUGGUUACAUAAAGCUGUAGAAGUCAAGGGUCUGCUGCACAUUAUCGAGGAGCUUCAAGUGUUUGAGGAACCACAGCCUGUUAACAAUGUACUCGUAUCUGAAAAACAGAUGAGUGUGUACGUGGGCUCUCCAUCAGGCGUGGUGCAGCUUCCUCUCUCUAACUGUCACAGAUACACUUCCUGCUACGACUGCAUUUUUGCCAGGGACCCUCAUUGUGCUUGGAACGGAGCCCAGUGUGUGGACAUAAUGGCACACGCAGACAGAUCCACUUUAAUACAGGACAUUCCGCAUGGCAGCUGGGGAUGUGAGAACACACAAGAUGACAUUGUCGUGCGGAGCCGCUCUGUGCGGGUGGGUGAUGACGUGCUGCUACAGUGUGAACUCAGCUCCAACCUGGCGAUGCCCCUCUGGACUUUGGAUGGCAGCGAGCUGCAGGGCUACGGCCUCAACUCUGGCUUCAGAUCCGGCACUGACGGUCUGCUGAUCAUCGAGGCCCGGCAGGACCAGAGCGGGCUAUACACCUGCUAUGCUGUUGAGAACACUAUCAAAGUUGCCAUGGUUACCUACAAUGUCACCAUCCACCUGGACCUGCCACCUCCCCCGCCUGUUGAGCCAACUGAAGACACUUACACUCUUUUCGCCACCCUGCCGGCACCCGCUGAGCGUCCCUCCUCCGAGAGGCACCUGCCACCGCCCCCUGCCCCCCUUCUCCCCCACUCAGAGCUGCUCUCCCCCAGGAACAUGGAGGCCAUGUACCUGUCCCUCAUCACCAUCCUAGGAGGUCUGUGUGUAGUCCUCACUGUGGUCCUGGUCUAUGUGGGCUUCUGCCUGAGAGUGGGCAACAGAGGGAAGUACUCAUUACGCGCUGCAGCUGCUGCCUACCCAAACAGUAAGAGGCACAACGGGAACAGAAAACAGCACAGAAACUCCUCCCACAUGGAGCUGAAGACAAUCUCGAGCCACUGUAACAGCAAUGGCAUUUGUAAUGGAGUUUCAAAGCAGCAUAACAGUGACAUCCAGGACGGAGGCUUCCUCCAGAUUGUCCCUGGUGAGGGUCACCCAUCACCCAAUAAGGAGCCUCCUCCCCCAGCUCCUCCUCUCCCACCGACUCCGCAACUUUCCUCUCCAAUGUGUGACUUCCCCAAUGGGCUGUCGGCCACGUUGCCCAGCGUCCUUAGGAGGAUGAAUGGCAACAGCUACGUGCUGCUGAGGCAGAGCGACUCUGAAAACACGUCGCCGCUCUGCUACUCCUUUGCUGAGGAGCUCAACAGGAUCUUAGAGAAGAGGAAACACACUCAGCUGCUGCCCAGGCCGGAUGAGAGCUCUGUGUAGAGAGUUGUAGCUCCCCCUGUGGUGGGAGGACUGUUGUGUUUGUACCUGGUGCUGAAGUGCCUCUCAUAAAACUCAUUGUUGGGGACUAAAGCAAUGAGAGAUUCUUAUCUACAUUGUUUACUUUGGAUUUUCUUUUUAGUCCACAAUGAUACCUGCUUUUUGAACCUCUGACCCGUUAGUCAACCUUAAAUCCCAAAUUUCCCAGUACAUAAAGUAAGAAUCGAGCAUGAAAUGGAAUAAAAGUGUAAUCUACCUCAGUUCAAUACUGCCCAGAAGGAUGUGUGCAGUCAGUCUGUGGUCUGAACUUAGUAUCAGGGCUGAGAUCUCAGCUGCUGAAAGACCUCUGAUCACUUCAUAGAAUUACACGUGAAGGCUUGUGGCGGCCAUAUUUGGCUUAAUUUCAACUGGCGGGCAGCUAGCCAAAGUUUGUUUGCACUGACAAGUGCACAGAUGGCCUAUGCAUUUUUAAACAUGACAUUCACACAGUAUAAAUAUUGAGGGACAUGGACGUGGUGAGCGAGGGAAUUUGGAUUGCAGUGUAUUCACUUUUAAUACAGACCUAACCAAUUGCAAUUACCAACAAACACAAAACAAUGCACAGUAACUCAUGAUGGCACACACCACUUUAAAUGAGUCAUCAAUUAAAAAUGGUGAACUAAUCACUAUUAAAAAUUAUUUGGAGUUAAGUAAAUAACCAAAUUAAAGAUUUCUUCAUUUAUAACAUUGUUUCUAUAUGAAAAUUACAUGACAUAUGUGGGGUUAAAAUUCAAUAAACUUUAACUGCCACAAUUUUGUAAUAACUAUGUAAAAUGCAGAUAUACUUUUAAUUAUUAUCAAAAUACUUGCAAAAACAAAUAAACAUUACUGUUCUUAGCCCUAAUUUACAUUUGCAGCUGAGGCUCAUAAUCCAUCAUAAAUGGUAAAACUUGCCUUAUGUUGGCCUUGGUUGUAACGUUUCAAUUUUGUCUGCAAUUCCUACAAAUUCAUAAGAUAUUAAAGAAUAAACAAAGAAUUAAUGUUGUUUAACCUUUACAUAAAUGAAGAAAUAUUAAAUAGUGAUUAUUUCACCAAUUGUUAAUAUGAAAUUGUUAAUAUGAAUAGUUUAUAUGAAAUGUGACAGUAUUAAUGAUUUUAAUGCACUUUAAAUGCCAGUUUUAAAGCGCUUUGGGAAAGUUAAUGGAUGCCAUUAUGGAAUUUGACACUUCAACCUGUCAAGAAGCAGCAGGCCAGAGGAGCUCUUUGAUUGGCUGUUUCUCAGUAUGAAGAGCUGCAGCAGUGAAGGCCGCAGCUGUGUCUGCUGGACCUUGUUUGACACAAGCGGAUUUGAAGGAAAACACUGACUGUGUCUCAGCUUAGCCUGAAUCCACUGCUGAGUGACACCCUUGCAUGAGACUAUAACACAGAAUGAAAGACUGUGGGGCACCGCAUUCGCCAAAAGCAUCCUAGGUAAAUCAUUUUUGUAUCUUGCCAACACAUCCCCUACACAGGCACUUUGCCAAACAAGUACUUAAGGAAAUAGAUCGUGGAGUUAAGAGUGCGUGGUCACCAUGUUUUAGUCUAUGAUACACACACUGAGCACAUUGUUAUCUUACAGUUUCCAUCCAUCCAUCAUUCCGUGAGCUCACGCCUGUUGGUGUCCAAUGCAUACCUUACAAUCCACCUCCAUGCAUCACGUUCUUGUGCUAUCCACCUGUGUGUAUGGUUAUCUGUCUGGCACCAUUCCUCGACAAGAUUCCCUGAAGUUUUUGUUCGAGAUCCCCAAAGGUAAACAUCUGCUGUAGUCUGAUUCACAGAUAUACUGAAUCACCACAGACAAAUUAACAAUCCAACAGCAGAUUUCAUUUAUGAGAGAAGCCCAACCAUGGAAUAUAUUAAAACAAACACAAAUGCUUCAUUUUUAGAAAUCAGGCUGACAACUUUGUCUUGAGACUAGUUUGGGCAUUAUCAUUCAAUUCAGUAUUACACUGUUUAUUUUCCUUAUCAUCGUCCUCUUGAUGCAUCUCACUGUGGUUCUCCUGUCAGAGGGCAGCAUUAAUUAAACACUCAAGUCUGACCUUACUGCAGAAGGAGGGAGAAAAGAGUUAGAGAUCCCCCCAGAGAUUUACAGUAUGAAGCACUCUCAAGCUCCCAAUUAUUUCCCCAUACCCUCUGGCUCAGACUGGGGUUUUGUGUUGUAUUACUGUAUGACAAAAUAGCAUCUCAAGCAUACACCGUACGCUUAUAUGCACGUAUAGUCGAGCAAUUCCUCCAUAGGAAGCGAUCCUUUGGCACACUUGCAUAACAGGACAUUUGAUUGAAUCUAACAGGCCUGUGAUGUCAGGGUGUGAGAUACUGCACAUGCUGCUGUGGUUCGCUUGAAGAGCUAAGCUUUCUAGUCAGUGGCACUGAUCAAAGACAUGAAAGGAGAAGGACAUAGCUGCACACUUUGCACAUUAAAAGCCUUCAUUAAAGCCCUUUGACCUCAUUUCAAAGCACAAGACAAGGUGAAAACAACGUCAGGGGUUUUAUUUCAAGUCUUCAUUCCAUAUUCCUGCACGAACACUUAAUACCAGUGUUGUUAAUAUGUAAAUACUUUGAGCUGUGUUUGAAAAAGCCCAGACCUCAUAUACAGUAGGUAGGUAGCAGAGUCUAAAAAUCAGAGACACAUUGCUGGCACAUACUGUUUGCCUAAAUAUUUCCCCACUCUUUUUCUCCAUUUAAUUCAGAGGUGCUUUAUUGGCAUGAGAAACAGACGUUUACAUUGCCAAAGCAAGUUAGAAAUAAAUCUCUCUGUAUCUCUUAUUUGCAGGUCUGAUGAGCACAGGUCAGUUUGAAUUUCUCUUAAUUUCAUUCCCGGGGAUAUCGUCUCCCAAGCAGCGUCAGAUGGCACGACCGGCUGCAAAGAUGUUCUUUUAAUGAGCAGUGAAAUGAAAUUCACCAUCAUUAGUGAACCAGCAGAGCUAGAAGAGAAAGAGAGGCUGGAUAAGGGCUACAGCACGAGACUCUCUGCACCUACAGCUCUGAUUCCCCACCACUGAAAUGAAAAUUGUUGGCUGCAGUGUCUUACGAAGCAACGUUGGUUCUUCAGACAGCAGCUCUUUGUGUGCAGAGAGCGUCCUCUCCCCAGUUUGAUGCAAACUUGUUACACCAAACUCAAUGUAAUGACCUUUUACUCACACUUGCUGCAUGAAUUAUGUUUCAACACUGCUGGGGGUUUUUUUUCCUUUAAAUUCCAGGAAAUAACAAGGAUAACUCAUCUUAAAAUUAAUGAAAUGUGCCACAGAUGAUGUUUAAAAUGACUUUGUGAGCCUAUUUUACUGCAAAACAACAAGAAAAUGAUUUUAAAAAAGAAGGGUAUUUAUUUUGUAACUUUUGUACAUUGUGUUUGGAAGUGAUUGUCAAUGUUGCUGUUUAAGUGCCACUUGUGAGACACCAUCCCUGACAAAUGGGAGUGUCACAAGUUGACUGUGUUGCACAUAAUGUGAUAAAUAGAUGCAUGGUAGCCAAAAGCAUGCAGAGGCUGAACCAGCACCACAGAAUUUAACAUUUAUAACCUACUAAUGGGAGGAAAAUUUCACCAAUUUACUACUCACUAUUACCUAUUUAUUAGGGAUCAUUCAGCUUUUCUGUCACUGUAAUGUCUACAUAUUGGUUUUGAUCGAUCUUUGCAUGUUACACCAUGCUUGGGAACACAGCAAAUCAAAUUAUUUUACUAAACUAACACAAAGAAUAACUUGUCAGUGGGUUCUUUCACAUUUCAUUCAUAAUUCAAAUAAAACUUUGUACUUCAACCUC
Messenger RNA from Micropterus salmoides (largemouth bass), 6896 nucleotides. It is a transcript of the gene sema4ga, whose product is annotated as sema domain, immunoglobulin domain (Ig), transmembrane domain (TM) and short cytoplasmic domain, (semaphorin) 4Ga. Bases 366 to 3122 code for a protein of 918 amino acids. The transcript is spliced from 15 exons. Gene Ontology annotation, biological process: negative chemotaxis; neural crest cell migration; axon guidance. Lineage: Eukaryota; Metazoa; Chordata; Actinopteri; Centrarchiformes; Centrarchidae. The record is from RefSeq and is a predicted model, not a curated record. Gene Ontology annotation, molecular function: chemorepellent activity; semaphorin receptor binding.